Molecule: messenger RNA, 3078 nt
Organism: Hippocampus comes (tiger tail seahorse)
Lineage: Eukaryota; Metazoa; Chordata; Actinopteri; Syngnathiformes; Syngnathidae
Gene: apbb1
Product: amyloid beta (A4) precursor protein-binding, family B, member 1 (Fe65)
Exons: 14
Coding region: 55-2016 (653 amino acids)
Biological process (GO): regulation of DNA-templated transcription
Cellular component (GO): nucleus; cytoplasm
Molecular function (GO): amyloid-beta binding; transcription factor binding
Source: RefSeq, a predicted model, not a curated record
ACGUAUAUUCUCUCCCCCGUCUUGGCCUCCAGCUACGUGGAACUCGAAGCAGCGAUGGGCGGCCACGACGACGACGACGUCAGGCCGUACGUGGUCAACAAACAUCGCGACGAGGAGCUAAAGAAGAACAAGCUGAACGACUGGUGUGAGCACGAGUCGACGGGCAACAACGCCAAGUGGCACAAGGAGGGCCAGAACCAGCUGCGCAAAGUGAGCGAGAACCAGCAGGAGCAGGACCACAACUGCAACAUCAGCCACAAUGGCAACCCGGACGGGGAACGGGAGGAGUCCCCCAAAGCGGCCGCCCGGGAAGAAGCCAACAACAUCCUCAAUGAGCCGCUCCUCAUCCAUGCCUUGGACGAGGACGAGGAGAAGGAGAGGGAAGAAGAAGACAAGGGGGAGAAGUCAGAGGAAGGUCCUGCGGAUGGAGAGGAGGCCCCCAAUGGAGGAGGAGGAGGAAGAGAAGGAGGUGUCUCCGGCAGGAACGCGUGCCUCCUGUUCGCCAACGUCAAUGGGACGCCGAGCGACGACGAGUCCAACUGGCCCGCCACCUCUCAGGACAACGCCGCCGAUGCUUCUUCUCCCAACGGUAACAGAGACUCCUUCUGGGACUCGAGUGCUUUCGAGACGGACACGGACCUGCCGGCCGGCUGGAUGAGGGUUCGCGAUACGUCGGGCACCUACUACUGGCACAUCCCCACCGGCACCACCCAGUGGGAGCCCCCCUCGCCGCUGGGGAAGGUCGGCGACUCGAUGCUGUCCUCCACCAUGUCCCUGGAGACCACGCCGUGCGAGGAGCCCGAGGACACCUGGGCUCAGUUUUCCAGCACAGAUGAAGGCGGCGCCGACGGAGAGCUGUGGAAGGAGGAAGCGGAGGCUGCGUCUGAUCAAAGUCUGCGAGAGUUUGAGGGGGCAACUCUCCGCUACGCUUCCAUCAACCUCAACUACAACUGCCCCCAGUCUGAGGAUGACGAGAAGCUGGUCCCACUCUGCACUGAUUUAGAGAGCAAGUGCUUCGCAGUGCGUUCGCUGGGCUGGGUGGAGAUGUCGGAGGAAGACAUGGCGCCGGGCAAGAGCAGCGUGGCCGUCAACAACUGCAUUCGCCAGCUGUCCUACCACAAGCACAACCUGCAUGACACCGCCGGCAUCUGGGGAGAGGGUAAGGACAUGCUGAUGGUGCUGGAGAGCGACACCAUGAACCUGAUCGAUCCGCUGGGACAGACGCUGCUUCACACGCAGCCCAUCGGCAGCAUUCGCGUGUGGGGCGUCGGCAGAGACAACGGCAGGGAAAGGGAUUUUGCCUACGUGGCCCGGGAUAAUCUGACGCAGGUCCUGAAGUGUCACGUAUUUCGCUGCGACUCGCCCGCCAAAAACAUUGCCACCACUUUGCAUGAGAUGUGCUCCAAGAUAAUGAUGGAAAGAAAGGCAUCCAAGCCAGGUGUGAGUCGUCUCAGCUCGGACACGGGCAAACCCCUGUCUGUCGAAGAGUUUCCAGCUCCCAAAAAUGAACUUUUCCAGCGCUUCCAAGUCUAUUACCUCGGCAGUGAGCCUGUCCUCAAGCCAGUGGGUAUGGACGUGAUCAAUGAGGCUCUGGAGGCGGCCGUGGUGGGCAAAGACAAAAGCGGCUGGACCCCGGUGUCUGUCAACGUGGCGCCCGCGACCCUCACCAUACUCGCAAAACAGACAGAAGAAGUUCUGUCGGAGUGCCGGGUGCGCUUCCUUUCGUUCAUGGGCGUGGGCAAGGACGUCCGCACCUUCGCCUUCAUCAUGGCCGACGGCCCGCGAGACUUCACCUGCCACAAGUUCUGGUGCGAGCCCAACGCCGCCAGCCUCAGCGAGGCCGUCCAGGCCGCCUGCAUGCUACGCUACCAGAAGUGUCUGGACGCACGUCCGCCCGGCCUGGCGUCCUGCUUGCCCACCCCGCCCGCCGACUCUGUGGCCCGCCGCGUCAAGAAGGGCGUGCAGAGUCUCCUGGGCAGCUUCAAGAGCUACAGGUCGGGCUCCCAGUCGCCUUGACGGGCCGCAACACCAGGAAGGUCCAUGCAAAACGUCUCCGUGUCACACUACCCCAUCCACCUCACACUUGACACCUCAUACACUCGUUCUGUCGUCUUGUGGAGUAGCUCGGGGGGGGGGGGGGGAUUUGAUCUGUCCCCCUCUCUCUCUCUCUUUUUUUUUUGUUGAAACUUUCCUCCCCUAAUAGGUGGAAUUCCGGCCUUACUGGGGUUCUUUCAUGUCACUCUGAACUAUUUUUGUGUUUUAACAGAAACAACACUUGGAAUGUUGGGACGUAAUGUACGUCACAUGCUAAAAGAUGCUCGAAUGAGCGCUAUACUGUAGAUUGUCUCUCACACACACACAUGCACACACAUCAGUCUUCCAAAGAGAUUGUCAUCAUUCAUUCAUUGAUUUGCAUGCAAGUUGAGUGGCUCACGUGCAAUAACGACCUUAUCAAAAAUGUCACCCAGAGAGCAAGGGAACAACACGGCCACGUUGUGAAUACACGCACACCCCUGCUCAGUCGUUCUGUCCGAAGCAUGUGUAAGUGUGGGAACCCUUCAGUGUUUCCUCCGUGUUCUCUCUGUGCGUCACUCUAGUUGCUGUGUGUGUGUGUGUGUGUGUGUGUGUGUGUGUGCGCGUGCGCGCGCGUGUGUGUGAUCAUAAACUAGCCGUUGAAAGCCACCACAGAGCAGGUUUGUUCGUUUGUAUGGAAGGCAAUUACCCUAACUUCCACACAUUCAAAUAUGAUUUUUUUCUUUCUUUUUUUUUUUUUUUUUGUUUGGAAGGAACAAUUGAAUGAUCUCAUCGUUGAUGUGUAGAUCCCUAGUAAUAGUCAAGGCUAAUGGUUAAAAAAAGAAAAAAAGUAUGUAUCCUGUAUAUAUUUCUAUAUUAGCGACACUAACUCACCCACGUUCAUCACGUAACCGCCGCCUUUGCCGUUCACCUUUUGCCCAUCAUGCCCAUGUCCGGCUAGCGGGAUUCUAAUUUAUUAUUUCUACACAUGUACAUUUUAGGUGUUCCCCAAAAUGGAUGUGUAUAUAUAAGAAAUCAGCGCACAAUAAAUGUCAACAUAUCAUU